AUGCAGCUCAAGCUCUUGACCGCUGUCGCUGGUGCCGCUGCCGCCGCGGUUGUGUCCGCCCAGCAGUUCCAAAACGAACGCUUCACUUGGUUUGAGCCUGGACUCGGUGCAUGCGGUCAAAACAACGGCCCUAACGAUUUCCAAUACGAUGGUGGAGCUCACUGCUUCCAGACUAUUACGAUCACGGCCCUCGGCAAGACGACCACUGCUCAGAUCGUCGACGAGUGCCCCGGAUGCCCCUUCGGCGGUUUGGACCUGUCUCCCGGCUUGUUCGAGUUCUUCGCCCCUCUCAGCGAGGGCGUGAUCACUGGUGGCUGGUCCUUUGACUAA
Punctularia strigosozonata HHB-11173 SS5 is the source of this 330-nucleotide messenger RNA. RefSeq lists its product as uncharacterized. The transcript is spliced from 5 exons. The record is from RefSeq and is a predicted model, not a curated record. The coding region runs from base 1 to 330 and encodes 109 amino acids. NCBI's taxonomy places the organism in Eukaryota, Fungi, Basidiomycota, Agaricomycetes, Corticiales, Punctulariaceae.